UUGAGUUAAACUGCAAUGAUUCGAACGCUUCUACUGUUUUCUGGUAUUAUUUUGAUUCUUUUGAGUUUAAUUUGUGCUCUGUUGGCAAAUGCUUCAUAUGGGUAUGUGAUUCGAAUAGAUGAUUCUGAGCUGUCUUACGGGCUGUGGAAGUUUUGUGGGGAUGGCGAAUGCACCCGAUACAGAGAACUCAGCGACUACGAUGGCCCUUUUGAGAUCCGAGUGCACGUGGCCAGGGGAUUCUUCAUAGCAGAUUACGUCAUCAGCCUCAUCCUUAUGACGUCACUGGUGCUUUGUCUGUUUACAGAGAGAAAAGAAGCCUUCAUUAUAGCCACUUUGUUCAGUGUCUUAUACGCCCUUCUGCUAAUUGUGGCCAACAUCUGCCAAACACUAGCCUACAAAACUCUCAAGGACGAGAUCGAUUUAGCACAAAAAGAUGGGACGAUACAUCCGAGCGGCGAUGAUGAGGACAACGGGGAGUCUUACGGGUGGAGUUUUGUGCUCCCCUGGGUGGGGCUUGCACUAGCUUUUUUUGAAUUGCCAUUGCCAGUUGUGGUCUUGCAAGAGUAUCGAGAAAAUUGUUGGAAGUAUUUUUGGAAAAUGUCGAAAAACGACUUAGAAUUGUAAACAAGAUUGUGAAAUUACUUUGAUCAUUGAGAUCUUUCGCUCAAAGUUAAGAUUUUAAAAGAACUUUAUAUAGGUAUACUGCUGAAUUUAUUCCCCUUUUUUUGCUCUAAAUUUUUUUUCACUAAAUAAUUAAUCUUAUUGAUUUGAUAAUUAACUAUCGAUAUUAAAAACCAACAGAAGUCAUAACA
This is a messenger RNA of Symsagittifera roscoffensis, 812 nucleotides long. RefSeq lists its product as uncharacterized. NCBI's taxonomy places the organism in Eukaryota, Metazoa, Xenacoelomorpha, Acoela, Convolutidae. The coding region runs from base 16 to 624 and encodes 202 amino acids. The record is from RefSeq and is a predicted model, not a curated record. Gene Ontology annotation, cellular component: membrane. The transcript has 3 exons.